Molecule: messenger RNA, 237 nt
Organism: Clunio marinus
Lineage: Eukaryota; Metazoa; Arthropoda; Insecta; Diptera; Chironomidae
Source: the annotation of a GenBank genome assembly
AUGGGAUUCAUAACUCAGAGAUUAGCAAACCAAGCCGCAGAUAAUUUUGCUUUAAAAUGUCUUCAUUUGAAAAGAGUUUCCUUUGGCUUUAAGAUAAGAACAAGUUGUUCUAUUACAAAGAAUGCACCAAAUGGUCACACCGAAGUAGAUAAAAAAAUUGAAAAAAGUCCUCAAACAGACUCACUUGCAUUAAAACAACAAAAAGAGAAUUCAACGUGGUGGAAGAGUUUCAAAUAA